GAGAGGCGCAGCCUUUUUGCAAGCUACGCCCACGCACGCAACGUGUCAGGGGCUUUCAAUCUCCCUCGUAGUCGCAGAAGGUCGCACACUUGACGUGCUGCCCAAAAAACGAGGAAAUGAUACUCACAAAUUGCCCAGUAUGCGCUGCCCCUCUCCCACCUACGAGUGCCAAGCAGUGUAGCCGCUGCAAAACGCGCUACUGCGGCCCGGAGUGCCAGAAGACACACUGGGAAGAGGGCGGCCACGACAAGCUCUGCAGGAAGAUAAGGAAAGGUGGCGGCGCCGAGCAGUAUAAUGCCAAUACGAAGUAUACGGAGGCCGUAGCGGUCGCGGCGGAGGCAUGCGCCGACGACACUAAGGGACAGACGUGCUACAUCUGCACGCAGGCCCUCCACUGGAAAACAAAGGAGGGCCUCGUACGCGGAUGCUCGUGCCGCGGGACGGCGGGCUUUGUGCACUUGUCGUGUCUGGCGGAGCAGGCGAAGAUCUUGGUCGCGGGGGCUUUGGAGAAUAAUUUGUUCGACCAGGCGAAUGAACGGUGGAAGCGGUGGCAUACGUGUAGCUUGUGUGAGCAGCAGUACCACGGCGUCGUAUUGUGCGCGCUCGGGUGGGCGUGCUGGAAGACGUACGUGGGCCGGCCGGAGAUGGACACGGAUCGGAUCAUGGCGAUGGGGACGCUUGGGGCCGGUUUAUACAUAGCAAAACACCACGAGGACGCGUUGUCCGUGCAAGAGGCUGAGUUGGCUAUGCUGCGGCGCCUUGGCGCAUCAGAGGAGCUAAUUCUCAUCGCGCAGAGCAAUCUUGCGACCACGUAUGAGGACCUUGGGCGUAAGGAGGCCCCGUGCCUACGGCAAAAGGUUUACUCUGGACAUUUGAAGCUCUACGGCGAAGAACAUAAACACGCCCUUAGAGAAGCAUACAACUACGCGAACGCUCUUCAUGGUCUACAGCGCUUCGAAGAAACCAAGGCACUGCUGCGCAAAACCAUUCCCAUGGCGCAGCGCGUUCUCGGAGAGAGUCAUGAACUCACGCUCAAGAUACGGUCGCUUUACGCGAUAUCUCUCUACAAGGACCCCGACGCCACGCUCGACGAUCUCCACGAGGCCGUGAAUACGCUCGAGGACACGGCUCAGAGCGCGCGGCGCGUGCUCGGUGGCGCUCAUCCGAUCGCAGCGGCGAUUGAGCAAUCCCUGCGAAAGUCGCGAACAGCCUUCGACGCCCGCGAGACAGUGAGUGCCUAAAGAAUAGCCACA
This is a messenger RNA of Pelagomonas calceolata, 1253 nucleotides long. Lineage: Eukaryota; Pelagophyceae; Pelagomonadales; Pelagomonadaceae. The record is from the annotation of a GenBank genome assembly.